This is a messenger RNA of Vigna unguiculata (cowpea), 1030 nucleotides long. RefSeq names its product basic leucine zipper 43 pseudogene. The record is from RefSeq and is a predicted model, not a curated record. NCBI's taxonomy places the organism in Eukaryota, Viridiplantae, Streptophyta, Magnoliopsida, Fabales, Fabaceae.
AGCCACAUACAUAUAACCCAACAACUUUAUGACAUGGACUCUGGAGAGCCACUUAUAUGAUAAAAAGUGGUCUUACCCCUGGAUGUAUAUCUCAUACCACAUGCAUACAUUAGGAGCACUUCCCAAUUAUUGUUGAAUUUUUUGCUCAUGUAAGCUCUUGUAGUACCUCUCUGCCGAAACUGACCCCACUUUUCUGGUCAUCAUUUUCUAUAAAUUCACCCCAAUUCCAACACAACCUUCCAAGUUCUAAUAUCAUCUCUGACUCUGAAUAAACCUUACAACCACACCCAUAAAGAAUAAUCUUGAAAAUUAGUUCCAAACUUCCAACCAUGGUCCCUAGUGAGAUAAGAGGAGUCCACUUUCUAGCACCUGAAAACCCAUUCCUAGUUCCACCAAACUUUGGCCUUCUGCAAAGUGACAUUCCAAACAUCCACAUGAACACCCUCCUAAGCAACUUUCCAAACUGCCACUUCCCUCCUUCGGGCUCUUGCAUCAGCAGCAACUCAACCUCUGAUGAAGCUGAUGAAAUCCACUUUAACAUCAUCGACGAAAGGAAACACAGGAGAAUGAUAUCCAACCGAGAAUCCGCCCGCAGAUCAAGGAUGAGGAAACAAAAACACUUGGAUGAACUUUGGUCGCAGGUUGUUCGGCUCAGAACUGAGAACCACAAUUUGAUUGACAAACUUAACCAUAUGUCCGAGUCCCAUGACAGAGUCCUCCAAGAGAACACACGCCUCAAGGAAGAAGCUUCUGAUCUCCGCCAAAUGCUAGCAGACAUGCAAAUCGGAACCUCCUUUGCUUGCUCCAUCGAACAAUUCCACGACCUUCCUUGCAACAAACCUGAUCCUUCAAACCAAUCGAUCACUCCUGCAGACAUGAUUCAUGAAUGAGGCUAUUCUCCACUAUUUAUACACAACCAUAGUACUUACUCUCUAUAUAUGUGCCUUCUUUUUUUACUUUAGAUUUCUAUGAUCUUUGGCGCUCCAUCGGAGAUGUAUGAGUUUAGAAGCAUAUCAUAUGUAUCAAUUAU